AUGAUGAGGGGUACUUCACGCUUCGGCAAGAAAGGGAAGCUGAGUUCGAAGUACGUCGGUUCCUUUGUGAUUCUUGAGAUAAUAGGGACUUUGGCAUAUCGUCUUGCAUUGUCGCUGAGACUGGCGCAAGUGUAUGAUGUCUUCCACGUGUUGAUGUUGAGAAAGUAUGAACCUGACUCAACUCACGUGCUAAAUUUUGAAGAAUUAUACGUGGACAACAGAGUGUCGUACGUGAAGAGACUAGUUCAAAUUGUGGAUCGCAAGGAGCAAGUGCUGCGUACCAAGACGAUCUCAUUAGUCAAAGUGGUCUGGCAACACCACGGGAUAGAAGCAGCGACAUGGGAAAGUGAAGAAUCGACGAGACAACAAUACCCCCAUCUUUUUUAA
Messenger RNA from Eucalyptus grandis, 387 nucleotides. RefSeq lists its product as uncharacterized. NCBI's taxonomy places the organism in Eukaryota, Viridiplantae, Streptophyta, Magnoliopsida, Myrtales, Myrtaceae. Bases 1 to 387 code for a protein of 128 amino acids. The transcript has a single exon. The record is from RefSeq and is a predicted model, not a curated record.